Molecule: messenger RNA, 1612 nt
Organism: Gadus chalcogrammus (walleye pollock)
Lineage: Eukaryota; Metazoa; Chordata; Actinopteri; Gadiformes; Gadidae
Gene: arl11
Product: ADP-ribosylation factor-like 11
Exons: 6
Coding region: 1074-1607 (177 amino acids)
Biological process (GO): vesicle-mediated transport; intracellular protein transport
Cellular component (GO): cytoplasm
Molecular function (GO): GTPase activity; GTP binding
Source: RefSeq, a predicted model, not a curated record
ACAUACAAACAGCCAAUGGAUGUCAGCUUAGCACAUACAAACAGCCGAUGGAUGUCAGUUUAGCACUUACAAACAGCCGAUGGAUGUCAGCUUAGCACUUACAAACAGCCGAUGAAUGUUAGCUUAGCACAUACAAACAGCCAAUGGAUGUUAGCUUAGCACAUACACACUGCUCAAUGGAUGUUAGCUUAGCACAUACACACAGCCAAUGGAUGUUAGCUUAGCACAUACAAACAGCCAAUGGAUGUUAGCUUAGCACAUACAAUCAGCCAAUGGAUGUUAGCUUAGCACAUACAAACAGCCAAUGGAUGUUAUCUUAGCACAUACACACUGCUCAAUGGAUGUUAGCUUAGCACAGCUCACUGUGGGUGUUAGUGUAACACAACUCAACCAAAUACAUAACAUCUAAAUGGAUGCUUGGGGAGUGAAGUGAUUCUCUCUCACUCCAUCACUCACUCACUCACACUCUCUCUGUCUGUCUCUCUCACUCUCUCUGUCUGUCUCUCUUUCUCUCUCCCUCUCUGUCUCUCUCUCGCUCAGUCUUUCUCGCUCUGUCUCCCUCUCUCUCUCUGUUUCUCUCUGUCCCUCCCUCUCUCUCGCUCUGUCUCUCUCUCCCCCCCCUCUCUCUGUCUCUCUCUCACUCACUCACACACUCUCUCUCUCUCUCUCUCUCUCUCUCUCUCUCUCUCUCUCUCUCUCUCUCUCCGUCUCUCUCCCUCUCUCUCGCUUUGUCUCUCUCGCUCUGUGUCUCUCUCUCCCCCUCUCUCUCGCUCUGUCUCUCUCCCUCUCUGUCUGUCUCUCUCUGAACUGGUCUGUUGGCAUGCGACUAGAGUGACGGAGAGAGACCAGUUUAAAGAAUGUCGUCCGCCCGGUCCCGCCUUCACACGGCUCCUCUGAUUGGCUGCCAGUCCCACCCCUGAUUGGUGUUGAGCUUCCAGUCCAAACUAAGAAGGUGAAGACUGGAGCAGUCCGUCUGUCCACCUGCCUGUCUGUCCACCUGCCUGUCUGUCCACCUGCCUGUCGACCCGUCGUCUGUCUGACCUGUUUGUUGGAGUGGGUUAGGACCUGGAGUCAUGGGCCAGCUGCUGACCCGGUCCGCCCCCAUACACCCCCCCCAGGUGGUCUUGGUGGGUCUGGACUCUUCAGGGAAGUCGACUCUAUUGACCCGCCUCCUCACAGGAGAGCUGAUGGAGACGUCCCCCACGGUGGGCUUCAACGUGGGGACGCUGGAGCUGGACCAGAAGGACGCCAUGACCCUCUGGGACCUGGGGGGGCAGCCGCCCAUGAGGACCCACUGGAGGCAGUACCUGGACGGCUGCAGGGCGCUGGUCUUCGUGGUGGACAGCAGCGACCACGGCCGCAUGCCGGAGGCGCGGGCGGCCUUGAGGCGGCUGCUGUCUGAGGAGCAGCUCAACGGCGUCCCUCUGAUGGUGCUGGCCAACAAGAAGGACCUGGACGGCACGCUGACCAUCCGAGAGGUGUCCCGGUGUCUAGAGCUGGACUCGUACCUGGACCGGCGCUGGGAGAUCCAGAGCUGCAGCGGGCGGCAGGGGCUCGGGCUCCAACAGGCGUUCAUCUCUGUGGCCAGGCUCAUCAAGAAGAGCUAGGAGGA